Messenger RNA from Photinus pyralis (common eastern firefly), 867 nucleotides. RefSeq lists its product as uncharacterized. The record is from RefSeq and is a predicted model, not a curated record. The transcript has 5 exons. The coding region runs from base 58 to 795 and encodes 245 amino acids. Lineage: Eukaryota; Metazoa; Arthropoda; Insecta; Coleoptera; Lampyridae.
CGGGGAAAGGCUAUAUAUAUAUCAAUAAAAAAUCCUAGAAGUCGGUGAUUAUUCAAAAUGGGCAAGAUUUUGAUACUUUCAUGCCUGCUGUCGUUAGCGAUUUGCGCAUCCCAUAAGCACAAAUGGAAGCUUUGUCGACCGGAUGAAGAAAACAAGAAGCAGUGCGUCGAAGAUCUAACGCAGGACGUGAUGUUGGCAUUUAUGCACGGAGUUCCAGAGCACCAGCUACCCGUUUUACUAGAACCGCUAAAAAUUGAGCACGCGUCGCUCUUGCACGAUAUCAAAACUCCACCAAUCAAAUUCGUUGGGGAAUACACGAACAUUCGCAUGUAUAAUUUGACAGUGUGCAACAUUACAAAAAUAGACUUCGAACAUCACGCACACGAGUUCUCAUACCAGUACCAUUUCUCGAACCCGCAAAUAAAAGGAUUCGCCGAUUUCAAUUACAAGGACCUCAUCCUGGACGGAAAGAACUUGAGCUGCUCGGGCCAGGGGAGCUGGUCUUACGACGACGCAGAUGUAGUGUUCGGCAUAACGGUAAAGGUUGACCAUAAACCCCACGGUGCAGUAUCGGCUCAAGUGACGGAUAGCACCCUGAAAUUCCUGAAGGCGACGUUAUCAGUAAAUUACGUUAGCGAGGAGUCUCCGGAGCGCGCCGAAGGGCUGAACGCUUUGGUCAAGGAUCACGCCCAAGCUAUUUACGACGGCGUCAUCCAGGACUUCGCGGGUAUUUACAAUACGGCCAUAAGGAACGUCGUAAAUGAGAUCUUAUCUCGUGUACCUUUGAAGUUAUAAUGUCAGAGUUUAAUAGUUCAUAAGUCGCUCUUAUCGCAUGGUAAAUAAAUAAUAAAGGCACAACAAGAGCAA